UCUAGGCCCUGGGAAGUGGCAGGUUUUGCAGAGCAGGUUCUAUAGCAAAGCUCAUUGUUCCCUAGCACCAUUAGAGAGAGGGGCAGGAAAAACCGGCUCUGUAUCUGAAAGCAGCACAUGGCUGAGGAACUCUCCUAUUUCCCAGCAGGAUUCUUUACAAAACAGAAACACCAAAGCAGCUUUUGUCUGCCUAAGAACUUGAUCCCCACGGGGCUGCGGCCGUCUUAAGCUGCCUAAGUUAAUUUCACCAGUGUUCAGAACACAGCCUAAUUAGUCUUGCAGUGUUUGCUAGUCACUUCUCCAGGAGGUAUGUGCUCCUUUCUCCCACCCUUUCUUUAGGAGCUACAGAACAGUUGAUGUGGGGUUGGGGUUCUGACGGGUCAUGUUCUUUCUGAUUAUUUCUCUGUUUACCUGUGCAGCGAGGAUUGGCCUGGGGGCGACUGUGGCUGCAUGCCCUAGCGUGUGCAAGUGCUCUCCUGAGGACACCAUACGCUGUAACAAAGCCGGACUGAGAACUCUUCCUGCAGAACUAGCAGCAACUGCCGUUUCUUUAAACCUGUCUAACAAUUUGUUAAGGAUUCUUACUGCCAACACGUUCCGAAAUCUGACUUUCCUCCGCAGCCUCUGGCUGGAUCGCAAUAACCUCACCUUCCUGUACCCGGGAACCUUUAGUGCCCUCAGCAAUUUACGGGAGCUGGAUCUCGGCUGGAAUUCACGCCUGACACACCUGCAUGCUAAUACUUUCAGGGGGCUUUCCAACCUCAUCAGCCUGGAUUUAUCGAGCUGCAAUAUCUUCGAAAUCCACCCAGUGGUGUUUUCGUAUUUGCUCUCUUUACAGGUACUUGACCUAACAUCCAACAACCUGCGUUACAUCCCGCAAGCCUUCAGAAGCCUGUCCAGCCUCACGAGACUGUCUUUGGAAAGAAACCACAUCGAAGCCAUCGGCCGAGAUUCUCUGAAGGAUCUGAAAGCCCUGUACGAGCUGAACCUCCGGAAGAAUCGGAUCUGGACGAUUCAGAACGAUGCCUUCGCAAUGCUGAACAGGCUGGGGGUGUUAGAUUUAGGGCACAACCAUAUAUCUGAUUUGCCUAAUCAGCUUUUCGAUGGUCUGAUCCAGCUUAAGACCAUGCAUCUUGAGGCCAACAGGAUCACCAGAAUCAACUGCUCUUUCAACAGCCUGCUUAGCCUGAGAAACCUGUACCUGAACAACAACCACAUCUCAGCCAUCUCCCACGCUGCCUUCUCCGAUCUAAAGAAGCUGCAAUUCCUUCACUUGAACAAAAACAAUUUAAGUUCCCUUCCCAAGCACGUGUUCGCAGAGCUGCCCAAGCUGAAAUACGUGUUUCUAUCCCACAACCCCUGGAACUGCGACUGCGACAUGCUUUGGUUCCCUUCCUGGAUAGCAACAUACAAAGGGGCGGUUGAGGGGAUGCCAUGUGCCCUUCCAGUGCUUCACAACCAAACCCGGCUUGACGUCUUCACUCACGGCGAAUUAAUCAACUGCUCAAUACCACCUGGGCUGGCAAGUGCAGACAAGUGCGAAGAGACCGAUGCCAACACUGCUGGCACGCCACAUGCUAUUUCUGACACAUUACUUGGGAUCACACUCGCGUGGUGUGCUUGGCAUUUGGCAGAGACACCGGGCAAAUCAUUUUCUGGGCUUGGAUCAGAUGUGUCAGCAUUUUUUCUGUAAUCGGUUUAUAAAAAGCGAACAAUGGAUUUAGUUGCAGGAAUGU
Trachemys scripta elegans is the source of this 1736-nucleotide messenger RNA. RefSeq names its product nyctalopin-like. Gene Ontology annotation, cellular component: plasma membrane. The record is from RefSeq and is a predicted model, not a curated record. NCBI's taxonomy places the organism in Eukaryota, Metazoa, Chordata, Testudines, Emydidae. The coding region runs from base 383 to 1693 and encodes 436 amino acids. Gene Ontology annotation, molecular function: protein binding. The transcript has a single exon.